AUGCAGAACCAACAAACGGCGCAUGGUGUCGGUGUGCGAACGGGCAUUGCUGCGCCUUGUAUCUACAUUCAGACCGCCCCUUCACAACACCGUCUGUCAGUGAGAGCCUGUGAAGUGACUGACCACAGUCUGUUUGGCUUGGACCGCUACACAGGACAGAUCAGGACACUUCGCUCAUUCACAGAGACAGACGAGGCCCAGCACAAACUCGUCAUACUGGUCAAAGACAAUGGCAACGUGUCGCUCUCAGCUACAGCUACUGUGCUUGUCAAAGUGGUGGAGGCCAGAGAGGCGUCUGCAGCUUCUGACGUGAAGAGCUCCGCUAAAGACGCUGAGGACACUAAUGUGACUUUUUACCUGAUGAUAACUCUGGCCUCGGUCUCAGCUCUGUUCAUUAUCAGUAUCAUUGUGCUGAUUGCAAUGCAGUGCUCCAAGUCCAGCACUGACUACACGUCCAAGUACUUACAGGACACAAACUAUGACGGGACUCUGUGCCACAGCAUCCAGUACAGAUCUGGAGACAAGCGCUACAUGUUAGUGGGACCCAGAAUGAGCGUAGGCUCCACUAUAGUCCCAGGGAGCCAAGCCAACACACUAGUGCUGCCGGACAGGAGGAGGCCCUCUGAGGAGGAAGUGACUGACCACAGUCUGUUUGGGUUGGACCGCUACACAGGACAGAUCAGGACACUUCGCUCAUUCACAGAGACAGACGAGGCCCAGCACAAACUCGUCAUACUGGUCAAAGACAAUGGCAACGUGUCGCUCUCAGCUACAGCUACUGUGCUUGUCAAAGUGGUGGAGGCCAGAGAGGCGUCUGCAGCUUCUGACGUGAAGAGCUCCGCUAAAGACGCUGAGGACACUAAUGUGACUUUUUACCUGAUGAUAACUCUGGCCUCGGUCUCAGCUCUGUUCAUUAUCAGUAUCAUUGUGCUGAUUGCAAUGCAGUGCUCCAAGUCCAGCACUGACUACACCUCCAAGUACUUACAGGACACAAACUAUGACGGGACUCUGUGCCACAGCAUCCAGUACAGAUCUGGAGACAAGCGCUACAUGUUAGUGGGACCCAGAAUGAGCGUAGGCUCCACUAUAGUCCCAGGGAGCCAAGCCAACACACUAGUGCUGCCGGACAGGAGGAGGCCUUCUGAGGAGGUAAGAGUCAAGUAA
Molecule: messenger RNA, 1164 nt
Organism: Knipowitschia caucasica
Lineage: Eukaryota; Metazoa; Chordata; Actinopteri; Gobiiformes; Gobiidae
Source: the annotation of a GenBank genome assembly